This is a messenger RNA of Plasmopara halstedii, 288 nucleotides long. RefSeq lists its product as uncharacterized. The transcript is spliced from 2 exons. Lineage: Eukaryota; Oomycota; Peronosporomycetes; Peronosporales; Peronosporaceae. The coding region runs from base 1 to 288 and encodes 95 amino acids. The record is from RefSeq and is a predicted model, not a curated record.
AUGGAUCACCUUGCACUUUGUGAUAAAAGCGGCAUUUCAAGAGUCUUCUGUGGAUCCGCGAACCGCGACCCUUCCAUGCCUUAUUUGAAAAAGCAUUGUUCAAGUAUUCCAAGCAGCAAAUCGUUAAAUCUCAUGAAAGUUGAUAUUUUCAUGCUCAUAUUUCGCUUUCUCACUUCUUAUCCAUACAAUAUCUUACGCGCUUUUACUACGAAUAGCAAACACGAACUGAUUCUCGCUUUAUCAUCCCAUCGAAACGCGGCUGCAAGUCCAUAUCAGCAAAUUUCAUAA